Parnassius apollo (apollo) is the source of this 648-nucleotide messenger RNA. The record is from the annotation of a GenBank genome assembly. NCBI's taxonomy places the organism in Eukaryota, Metazoa, Arthropoda, Insecta, Lepidoptera, Papilionidae.
AUGGAUGAUACAGAACUAGAACCAUCUGAACUUGGUACGCGGCCUUACUGGCAGAAAGCAUAUACAGAAGAAAUAAUAAAUUUUGAAGAGCGUGGUGACCCUGGUGAUAUUUGGUUUGGAGAAGACAGCGUUUAUCGUGUUAUUAAAUGGAUAAGUCAGCGCGGGGUACCAAAAGAUACAGCCGUAAUAGAUUUGGGUUGCGGCAAUGGAUAUACAUUAUAUCAGCUGGCUUGGAAGGGCUUCACAAACCUCCUCGGUGUUGAUUACUGUCAAGAAGCUAUUGUAUUGGCGGGGAAGGUGGCACAGAAGCAGUUCCCUUUUAUAAAGUUGCAGGUAUUCGAUAUACUUAAUGACGAUGUAAAGGAUUUAGGAGGGAAAUUUGGCUUGGUCCACGAUAAGGGCACUUAUGAUGCAGUCAGUCUUAACCCCAACAAUCCAAGAAGGCAGCGACAAAAAUAUAUAGAACAAGUGACAGAGAUGUUAGCUGACAAUGGUUUUUUCGUAAUAACUUCGUGCAACUGGACGGAGAGCGAACUGUUCAAUCAUUUCUCCGAGAAGAUGAAGUUUAAGUGCGUGAUACCGACGCCGCAGUUUACUUUUGGCGGCACAGUUGGCAGCAUGGUGACGUCCGUUGUCUUUGUGAAGUAA